CGGUCCUGGAGGAAACCAGAGAAGGAAGCUGGGGACAGUCCUGGAGCAAACCAGAGAAGGAAGCUGGGGACCAUCUGGAGCAAACCAGAGAAGGAAGCUGACGGGCUCCAUCUCCUCGCCGCGUGUCCCGGGAAAGCCUCUCCGCCGGCCGCCUCCAUCCCCGCUCUCUGCAGCGGCGGAAGGAGGGCAGACAAAAGCGUUUCCCUCCCUCGCCAAGAGCCGCGAGUCCCUUUGUCCCGGGGCAAGGCUUGCGCGGGUUUUGGCGAGCGCAGCCACGGCCCAGCGCGGUGACGACGUCGGGUCCCUCGUCCCCGAUAAGCGCUGACCCCUUAUCGGAUCGCUCCCCUUUGAUCUCGCCCCCGAGGCCGUGCGCAGCUCUGCCCUCGGGACGCCGAUUCCGCAGGAUCCUCGUGGCCCGAGGCACAAAGAAGCCCUUGAGGCCGGGGCUGCGAGAGGUGCUAAUGGAAAGCGGAGGUCAGCAGAUAAGGGCCGGCGCUGCCUCCCGGGAUAAAAGCGGGAGCCCGGGCAGCCCUGCCCGGCUGCCGCCGCCUCCCGAGGGGUGACCGUGGAGCUGCUCGGCACCAUGAAGUGGCUCCUGGUGGUCCUGGCGUGUCUGCAGCUGGCGGAGGGGGCGGUGAGGAUCAGCCUGAAGAAAGGCCAGUCCAUCCGGGACAAGAUGAGGGCAGCGGGGGUGCUGGCUGAUUUCCUGAAGCACAUUAAAUAUGAUCCCGUGAAGAAAUACCAGCCCAGCCAGGGCUCUGUGGUCAGCGAGCCCAUAACCAACCACCUGGACUCCUCCUACUUCGGAGAGAUCAGCAUCGGGGAACCCCCCCAGAAGUUUUUGGUGCUCUUCGACACCGGCUCCUCCAACCUGUGGGUGCCCUCCACGGACUGCAAGAGUCCUGCCUGCUUCAACCACGCCAAGUUCAAGCCCCGGCACUCCGCCACCUUCACCCCCAGUGGCCAGUCCUGCACCGUGUCCUACGGCAGCGGCUCCGUCACCAUCGUGCUGGGCUACGACACGCUCAGGAUCCAGAGCAUCACCAUCACCAGCCAGGAGUUCGGGCUCAGCCAGGACGAGCCGACCCAGCCUUUCUACUUCGCGGAUUUCGAUGGGAUCCUGGGAAUGGCGUACCCCUCGCUGGCAGUGGGAGGGAUGGCCACGGCUCUGGAGGGGAUGCUGGAGCAGAACCAGCUCGCCGAGCCCGUCUUCAGCUUUUACUUCUCACGCCAGCCCACCUACGAGUACGGGGGAGAGCUCAUCCUCGGGGGCAUCGACCCUCGGCUCUUCCAGGGGAACAUCACGUGGGCGCCGGUGACACAGGAGCUCUACUGGCAGGUGGCACUUGAGAACUUUGCCAUCGAGCAGUCAGUGAGCGGCUGGUGCAGCCAGGGCUGCCAGGCCAUCGUGGACACGGGGACAUUCCUGGUGACGGUGCCCCAGGAGUACAUAGAGAGCAUCCUGGAGACCCUGGGAGCCCAGGAGACCAGCUUUGGGUAUGCAGUGGACUGCAACGGGACCCAGGACAUGCCCCCCAUCACCUUCGUCAUCGGCGGCGCUCAGCUCCCGCUCUCCCCCUCCGCCUACGUCCUGAACAGCAAAGGCUACUGCACCCUGGGCAUCGAGGUCACCUACCUGCCCUCCCUGGACGGGCAGCCCCUCUGGAUCCUGGGAGACAUUUUCCUCAAGGAAUAUUACACCAUCUUCGACCUGGCCAACAACCGCGUGGGCUUCGCCCUGUCAGCCUAGAGGGACGAGGCAGCAAAUUCCAGCCCCUCUCCUGGCCCGGCACAGCUCUGCCAACACAGCUGGAGUGCCACAGCGUUCCCAGGGACAUUUCCAUGCCCACAUGAGCCCCCAUCCCUUGGGAUUUCUGUGUCAGUGUGUCCUCACCGCCUCCUGUAACAAAUAAACCGCAACAUCCCAAACGGUCUCUGAGCUCCUGGGUUUGUUGGGAGCAGCC
Molecule: messenger RNA, 1964 nt
Organism: Corvus hawaiiensis (hawaiian crow)
Lineage: Eukaryota; Metazoa; Chordata; Aves; Passeriformes; Corvidae
Product: pepsin B-like
Exons: 9
Coding region: 584-1750 (388 amino acids)
Biological process (GO): proteolysis
Molecular function (GO): aspartic-type endopeptidase activity
Source: RefSeq, a predicted model, not a curated record